This is a messenger RNA of Echinococcus granulosus, 1623 nucleotides long. RefSeq lists its product as hypothetical. The record is from RefSeq and is a predicted model, not a curated record. The transcript has 5 exons. The coding region runs from base 1 to 1623 and encodes 540 amino acids. NCBI's taxonomy places the organism in Eukaryota, Metazoa, Platyhelminthes, Cestoda, Cyclophyllidea, Taeniidae. Gene Ontology annotation, molecular function: protein binding.
AUGCUUAGUUGUUCACUUGACUCAAAGAAGUCCGCAGUUGUUGAAGGUUUGGUUGACUCAGAUCUCGAAACAGGGAGUGAAUUUACACCCAUCCACAUUAAAUUUCAAAGGAUUGAAAAGCAUCUUCUUCAGAAAAAACCUAUUCGAGCUAUACACUUGCUUACUGAAGUUUUAAAUAGUCUAAACCAUUUCUCUGAGUACGAUACAUAUUCGCUUUGGGAGAAAUUAUACCUCUACUUUGCAAAGGCUUAUGAACAAGCUAAGGAUCAGAAAAGUGUAGCACAUUGCCUUGGUAUGGCGAUUAAAUCAGUUGAACGGAGGCUAUCACACAUUAAUGCUGGGUUGAGUAUCAAUUCUGCAAAUAAGACCAAGGAGUUGCUAGCUGAAUUAUGCAAACGCUACGCCACCACUUUAGAAUGUCUGAAUGAAGAUGCAAGUGCUACUGCAGUUGCAUGGCUUAAGGCGGAAAAGGCCUUUGAAGACUGUAAUUUCGGUCGGGAUGCCUGUUUUUCGGCUCUUCGUGCGGUUCGCUGGUUCAUGACUGCUGCGGAUUUGGAUUCCGCCCUGAGUGCUCUUACCAUAGCGUUGGAAAUGGUUAAAUUAGUCGGGAAAAUAUCUGACCGAGGCAUUCUAUACAACGAACUGGGCAUUGCAUUCUUGGCUUUUGAACUUAAGAACGAUAGCAUCGCCUGCUUCCGAAAGUCCUUGAAAAAUCUCCCCGAAGAGGCCUCAGGCGCUCGGGCUUCCGUUCUACAAAACUUAGGCUCCGCUUACAUAGCCGCUAAAAAAUUGACUGAAGCCAUCGCCAUCUUGGAACAGUCUGUGGCUGCUCACGGUGUAAUGGGCAACAGAGCGGGACAAGCACAGGCCCAUUGCAACUUGGGCUACGCGCUUAUGUGUGCGGGCAGACACAAACAAUCACACUGGCACUACACAUUGGCUCGUGAUCUGGCCAAAGAGACCGCUUGGGAGACUGUUCAGACCCAAGCUGAAGCAGCACUCAAUGUAUUGGAGACUCCUAACUUCCCACUCAAUAUAAUCAACCCUUCCCCUGUGAUAUCAAUUUGCCCCUCUAUGGCGCGACUACAGUGUCAAAGAGACCAUAAAAUUCCAUCAUUAUCGUCAUCGCCUUCUGUGAAGGCCAAGAGAAAAGAGAAGAAGAGGCGGAAGCGAGCCAGAAAAGGUAGAGGGAAGCAAAAAGUUGAACAACUGACGACGAUUUUGCAUGCUUCUGACCCCCCCACGAAAUCAUCACACUCGGAGGGUGAUAUUCAUCUCUCAACAGGGCAAACUUCAUCCUUAUGCAAAAUGAAUGAUGUCCAAUACACAAUUGAUUGUCCCUCACCUGGAGUGAUCCCACCCGUUGGAGACACAAGAAUCUUCCUUAAGACACCUUUAACGUACCUGAAAAACACUGCGUCGGAUAAAAAACUAGUCCGCGGGGUGAUGAAUAGGAAAAAGUACACUCGAAUUUCUGAUAUUUCGAGCCUGAAACCUCCCGGAAACCCAAACAGUCAUGGUGACCAAGUUGACGAGAGUUUGGAGGGGGUUAUGCUCAAACCUGUAACGACUGCAACUCUUAAUCGCCCGAGAUGGACACCUUCCAUAAUGACAUCAAAAUAG